AUGUUCUUGAAAGUGUCCAAAGGACUGUUGGAUAUGGCCCAGAGCCGUAAAAUUGUUUUGGCAACAAUCACCGUUCUCUAUUCAGUAAAUGUUGUAAUUUUAUGCCUCCAGUGGUAUUUCAUCAGUUGGUCUUACGCUACCCAUGGAGACACAAAGGAUUCUAUCUUCUGGGCGUAUCUUGAACCUCCUAUUUGGUUUAUUGAAGCGCUGAACACGAGCCAAAACGUGGUACUUGUAAUUGAAGAUGGACUUCUGAUUUGGAGGUGCUAUCACGUAUGGGGUCAAUCGUUGAAGAUUGUAGCAAUGUUACUGUUAUUAUUAUUUACAGAGUCUGCUCUCGUUAUCACUGCUACCGUGCUUAAUUCAUUUACUCCAAUACUCGUCACCAAUCAAGCAGGGAAAGAUAUGAUCAACCAUGUUGAUGAAGCGUUCUCAUUCACGUGUCUUGCCACUACGUUCUUCACCACAUUUCUCAUAGGAUACAGGAUUUACACUGUCUCCAGGAAUACGAACCGAUCGAUUUCAAGAUACAAGCAUAUUUUUACUACCAUUCUUCAAUCGGCUGCGGUGCAUGUACUACUUCUGCUUGUUCAAGCGAUAUCUCCGUUCAGCCCUAUAUUCUACGACAUUCAAUCACGGUGGUCACAGGUAGAUGAGUAUAUUAAUAUGAUUGUAUACCUGGCCUCGGGACUUGCACCGACAGUAAUGGUGUUGCAUCUUGCCGUUGUAAACGAGACCGACACUGCAACGUUUGCAUCGAGCACUUUGAUGCAUCUCCCCGCUAUGGAAUUUGAUAAUUGUCUCGACCGAAGUACACACGCUGCCGACAUAGAGCGCAGAGUUUUAAUGUCUCGACCCGAGGAUCCCGUAAAUGCUCACAGAGCUAUCGAGCAGGAAAAAUAA
Molecule: messenger RNA, 903 nt
Organism: Psilocybe cubensis
Lineage: Eukaryota; Fungi; Basidiomycota; Agaricomycetes; Agaricales; Agrocybaceae
Exons: 4
Coding region: 1-903 (300 amino acids)
Source: RefSeq, a predicted model, not a curated record